This is a messenger RNA of Penicillium coprophilum, 3960 nucleotides long. RefSeq names its product putative DUF21 and CBS domain protein (Mam3). The transcript is spliced from 5 exons. Gene Ontology annotation, cellular component: intracellular membrane-bounded organelle. Lineage: Eukaryota; Fungi; Ascomycota; Eurotiomycetes; Eurotiales; Aspergillaceae. The coding region runs from base 1 to 3960 and encodes 1319 amino acids. Gene Ontology annotation, molecular function: protein binding. The record is from RefSeq and is a predicted model, not a curated record. Gene Ontology annotation, biological process: magnesium ion homeostasis.
AUGUCUAGCACUUCGUCGUUUGUGUUCCUUGUGCUGCUUGCCGCUAUGGCGGCACACUGGCGCCGUGAUCUCUUUGAACUUGUUGGAAGUGUGGUGGUGGUUGCUUGGGUGGUGGUUGUGGGGGCUUGCUGUCGAAGCAGCUCCCGUGCUUGGCUCGCUACCUUGCUACACAAUGUAGCAAAGUUGGCCUUGGAGCCAACAAUUGAGGAUGUCAACGCCGAGGCCAGGGAGGCCGAGGCCAAGGAAAACGUGAGGCUGAGAGCCCAGAUGGUGGAUUUGGAGCAGCAGCUCCGUGGCACGGAGGCACGAGCACGUUAUUCCGAGAUAGCCCGGGAGACCGAAAAGAAGCGCCACGACAAGGAGGUCCGACGACUGGAUGCUCAAUUGGCGUCCGUCUCCCGCGGUAUCAAGGAAUCCCUGCGCGCGAAGGAUCAGGUCCUUGGCGAGUGUCGCCACUGGCGGCGCAAGUUUGAGGAUCUGGAAGACCUACAGCGACAGGCCCAGGAAAACCCUGUUCGUGGGAUCCAGGGACGUGCUCGUUGGGCCCCGGCCAAGAAAUACGGAAUUACGAAGCGGGAACGUGUUCGACCGGCAAGAAAGUUGACUGCCAUUGCGCAGGUGGCGAUCGUCAAUGCGGUGUGUGAGUCCAAGCUGGCUAGUUGUGAGUCCAAACUGGCCAGUUUCGAGAGCGAGGCAAGAGACUAUGUGGCCCGCACAACUGACCAAAUUGGGUCUCUUCACGCCGCCGCCACCUCGCUCAGCGAGGAAAACGCAUACCUCAAGCAGCAGAUCCAGGCAAAGCCCGAUAUCACCCACGAGCUGGCCCAGCAGCGACUGGAUGAAGCGGUGCAGCGCACAAUGGUGUUUGCUGACCAGCAGCAUGAGGAGCGUGUCAACUCGCUGAAGCAGACUUAUCUCAAGGAGCUGAUGGCAGCCAAGGUCGACUACGAGAGGAAAUUAAACGAGGCAAUGGAGGCAAUCAAGGCAAAGGAAAUCGCACUUGCCCAGCAGCGUGAGGUGGCUGAGGGAACGGCACGUGAAGUCAGUUCCCUGAAGCAGAAAAUUGCCACUCAGGAAGCGCAGAUGGGCGAGCUGCGUAAUACCAACGCCAAGAUUGCCGGUGACCUACAGGUCACGAAGGAAGCACGAGACAAGCUUACCACCGAGCUGGAGCAAGAAACAGCACAGGUGGUCAAGUACGUGCAGAAGAAGGAUUGGUACUCACGUACCAACAAGGAACUCAAGGCCAAGUACGAGAACUUACUGGCCGAGAACGAGGGACUUGUGAGGGGUCGCGAGGACCUUGAGUUGGAGAUUGAAGAACUAAAGAACGCACUGGACAUUGCCGCCGAGCAGCAGGGGGCAUGGGAGGAGCAUGCUCACGAGGCGGAUGCCAAGGCCCGGAAGGCAGAUGCCAAGGCCCAGAAGGCAGAUGCGAAGGUGGCAAAGCUGGAGGACGACAACCGGAUGCUGGUGGACCACAACGAGGAGCUGUUCUGCACUUCAAUUGCAGCUGAUCUCCAACACCAGAAGACCCUAGAAAAAGUGGGAAACCUCGAGCAAAAAGUUCAAGACUACCAGACAGCAGAGGCGUCGGACAUCACGUCGGCGGUACCCCCCUCUCCUUCCUUCCUUCCCGUUGGCUUUGUUAAUUCCCUCACCCCCCCUUCAUCUGCCCCAUCCCCAUCUGCUCUCCCUCUCCCUCUCCCCUUUUCGUCCCGACCGAGGUCACUCACUUACGCUUCUCUUAUGAAUUCUUCGCCUUAUCGCUCGUUUGCCGCUCGGCCAUUGUUGCUGAGUCUGGCCAAGCUUCUCCUCGUUGCCGUCUCGCAAAUUCCUUUCGCCGCUGGUGCGCCUACAUUCUCACCUCUUUUUCUAUCGUCCCGCGACACAGAAUCACCAAAGGAACCGAGCGAUCCAAGCUUAUGGCUUUACUUGGGAUUUUCAGCCGCUCUUGUGUUGAGCGGUGGAGCGUUUGCGGGUCUUACGAUUGCCUUGAUGGGACAGGAUGAAGUUUAUCUCCAAGUCAUCAAGACCUCUGGCGAAGGGCAUGAAAGGAAAAACGCUACUAGCGUUCUCAAACUCUUGAACCAUGGAAAACAUUGGGUUCUUGUCACCCUCCUCCUCAGCAAUGUCAUCACGAAUGAAACUCUACCCAUCGUCCUUGACCGAACACUUGGCGGUGGUUGGCCGGCUGUUUUAGGAAGCACGGCUUUGAUUGUCAUCUUCGGCGAGAUUGUUCCGCAGUCCAUCUGCGUCCGUUACGGUCUUCCUAUCGGUGCCUGGAUGGCACCUUGUGUUUUGGUCUUGAUGUACAUCAUGUCUCCAGUCGCAUGGCCUAUCGCAAAAUUGCUAGAUAGACUCCUUGGAGAGGACCAUGGUACCAUUUACAAAAAGGCCGGACUUAAAACUCUCGUUACCCUCCACAAAACCUUGGGCGAAGCCGGAGAACAACUCAACUCCGAUGAAGUGACCAUUAUCAGUGCAGUGCUCGACCUCAAGGAGAAAUCAGUAGGCAGUAUCAUGACACCAAUGAACGAUGUUUUCACUAUGUCUGCCGACACUGUCUUGGACGAACGCACGAUGGAUCACAUUCUUUCCCAAGGGUACUCCCGCAUUCCCAUCCACGCGCCCGACAAUCCUAUGAAUUUUGUUGGUAUGCUCCUUGUCAAAAUGCUCAUUACAUACGAUCCGGAAGAUUGCAAACAUGUUCGCGAUUUUGCUUUGGCUACACUUCCUGAAACACGACCGGAAACCAGCUGUCUGGAUAUCGUGAAUUUCUUCCAAGAAGGCAAGUCCCAUAUGGUUCUUGUCUCUGAAUAUCCUAGUGAGGAUCGUGGCGCUCUUGGAGUCGUCACCCUGGAAGAUGUCAUUGAAGAAUUGAUCGGCGAAGAAAUCAUUGACGAAUCUGAUGUCUUCAUUGAUGUACACAAAGCCAUCCGACGAAUGACACCUGCACCCAAGUCUCGUGUUGCAAAAGGGCGCAUUGUCGAGGAACCUCCUUUGAAUGGGUCUGUUAUCACGGAUGGCGACUUGAUCGAUGUGGAUUCCACAAAACUAUCAUCUUCCCCCAAGCCUUCCGACUUGACUCGACGCCGUAGUUCGGCGGAAGCACCUCUUCCCCGCUUUCAACUCCGCAAAACCAAUACCGAUAUCAACACCGACUCGGCAGGUGAAUGGGUCACACAAGUCGGCACCACUGAUGAGAUUCGGGAGCACCUUAAGCAUCUUGGUCCCUCCAACCUGGCCAGUCGGCCCCGUCAAACCCGUUACCAUUCAGUCAAGAUCAAGCGCAACAGCGCUUCUCCGUCCCGUUCCGCACAAACAGAGUUUGAGUCCGGACAAAGCACCUCUGACUCCCAAAAGCUCAUCCCUUCCUCUACUGGAUAUCAAGGCGGUAUAGGUGCAGGCUUGCUCAACUCCGCUGGACAAGAUGCCAAAGAUGGUGCGCAUGCCCUCAAACUUGGCUACGGUACCAUGAGUUCCAACGAUACUGUGAGCAAAGGAACCGGUGCUCAGCAAUACAAAGACCUUCCCCACGUCUCCAUUCCUGAAGCUGUCCGCGAGGAGCAUGAAGACCAACCGCGUUCUGGGUCGACGCGGAAGGCUAGUAGUGACGAAGGCAGUGUUGAAUCGUCCGAUACUCCAGGCUUCAUUUACCACCAUCGCGGGCCGGCGCGCAGUGGAAGCAUUACAGAACAGGUUGUGGAUGUUAAUGGUAUUCGCAAAGUUGUUCUUCACGCAAAUUGUUCAAGUUCUUCAGAAGGUGAAUCUCAUUCACCUGGCCAUCAUCGCGACCACCGUCAUGCCGAUGGUGCGGUUGUCAAUACUGAUGAUACAAAACCAGAAAACCCCGACAGUGCGCACGCAAAGUCCAAAAGGAAGCGCCGCCGAAAGAAGCACAGCAAAGCUUCAAAAUCUGAUGGUGGCCCCUCAGAGGACCAGCCGUUACUUCAAUGA